AUGCACUGUCAAGCCGAGGUGAGGCUCUCCUCCCCCGGCCAGCUGAAGGCUGCCAGGCGGCGCUACAAGACCUUCAUGAUCGACGAGAUCCUCUCCAAGGAGGCUUGUGAUUAUUUUGAGAAGUUUUCCCUCUACUCCGUGUGCCCGUCGCUCGUCGUCCGGCCGAAGCCUCUUCACUCAUGUUCGGGCUCCUCUUCACUACGUGCCUACCCACUCCUCUCGGUCAUCACACGGCAGCCCCCCAACCACCCCGGCCACCUCCCACACGCACCUCCGUCUCCGGGCGGAGUGCCAGGCCACCUCCCGCUACUGUCACCCCAGCACGGCCGAGGCUCCGAGACGUCGCCCAGCCAAACGCCCCUCAGCAUCAGCAGCGACUCGGAGACAGAGCGCGGCACCCCCCGCCUGAAGAAGCCCCGUCGCAGCCGCACCAUCUUCACGGAGCUGCAGCUGAUGGGGCUCGAGAAGAAGUUCCAGAAGCAAAAGUACCUUUCCACACCUGACAGGUUAGACUUGGCACAGUCCCUUGGCCUCACACAACUUCAGGUGAAGACAUGGUACCAAAACAGGCGCAUGAAGUGGAAGAAGAUGGUGCUCAAAGGAGGUCAGGAGGCACCUACCAAGCCUAAGGGCAGACCUAAGAAGAACUCAAUUCCCACCACCGAGGAAAUAGAAGCCGAGGAGCGGCGGCUGAAGCAGGAAGAAGAGGAGCAGCUGAGAAAGAUGGAGGGAAACCCCACGCCGGCUCACGCAGAAGAAACUGCGCCUCAGCUGGAUCCUGACGUUCACAGCUCUGUGCCGUCGCCCACACCACAACGUCAGAGCCUGGCGAGGGGGGCGGAGGGCGCGGAGAAGGCAAGUCCUCUCUUAAUACCCUCAGAGACUCACGCAGAGAGCUAAGCAACAAGAACACA
This is a messenger RNA of Syngnathoides biaculeatus (alligator pipefish), 914 nucleotides long. It is a transcript of the gene barx2, whose product is annotated as BARX homeobox 2. Gene Ontology annotation, biological process: regulation of DNA-templated transcription. NCBI's taxonomy places the organism in Eukaryota, Metazoa, Chordata, Actinopteri, Syngnathiformes, Syngnathidae. Gene Ontology annotation, molecular function: DNA-binding transcription factor activity, RNA polymerase II-specific; DNA binding. The transcript has 4 exons. The record is from RefSeq and is a predicted model, not a curated record. Bases 1 to 900 code for a protein of 299 amino acids.